AUGUCUGGACCCUACGAUUCCUACGGCGGCCAGGGCUACGGCUCGCAAUACCCUCAGCAGGGCUAUGGGCAACAACAGGGCUAUCCUCCCCAGCAAGGUUAUGACCAGGGCCAGCAAUACCCUCCUCAGCAGGGCUAUCAGCAAUAUCCGCCUCAGGACCAAGGCUUUGGACCUCCUCGCCGACAAGAUUCCUUCGGCCCUCCCCAGCAGGGCGGCUUCCAGCACGGUCAGCAAACGUACCAAUUCGGUCACUACGACGCUAGCAACCCACAAGGCAACUCAGGCUACUAUGGCCAACCCCAACAACAACAAUAUGGCAGCAACGACGCCUACGCGCAAAACCAGGCCUACCAACAACAAAUGUCUCACGGCGGACAGGGCCAACAAGGUCAAGGCGUACCGUCCCAAGCGCAAAAUCACCAGUUCUCCCCUCAGUCGAGCGAUCCCAAUGCGCCCAACUACGACCCCAACGCUCCUCCCAUGACUGAAAGCGAUCGUGGUCUGCUGGGCGCCAUUGGUGGUGGCUUUGGUGGUCACUUCUUGGGGAAAUCAUCAGGUCAUGGUUUCCUCGGUACCAUCGGAGGUGCCCUUCUGGGCAGUGUUGCCGAAGACUUCAUGAAGGACAAGAAGAAGAAGCACCACGGCAGUGGUGGCAGCAGCUGGGGUGGAAGCCGCUACUGA
This is a messenger RNA of Cladophialophora yegresii CBS 114405, 681 nucleotides long. RefSeq lists its product as uncharacterized. Gene Ontology annotation, cellular component: outer membrane. The transcript has a single exon. Lineage: Eukaryota; Fungi; Ascomycota; Eurotiomycetes; Chaetothyriales; Herpotrichiellaceae. The coding region runs from base 1 to 681 and encodes 226 amino acids. The record is from RefSeq and is a predicted model, not a curated record.